Messenger RNA from Fimicolochytrium jonesii, 717 nucleotides. RefSeq lists its product as uncharacterized. The transcript has 4 exons. The record is from RefSeq and is a predicted model, not a curated record. Bases 186 to 698 code for a protein of 170 amino acids. Lineage: Eukaryota; Fungi; Chytridiomycota; Chytridiomycetes; Spizellomycetales; Powellomycetaceae.
CGCGUGCGUUUAAAAGCUUUUCGAGUUUACACCCCUACAUGUACAUACGUGCCCUACCCACCUUUGCUGAGGCUCUAAUCGACGAAUACCAGUCCUGUUUAACCUGAAUACGAAAGUCUACCCAAAACGCUCGACGAACUCUGCAAUAGAAGCCGAACCUCAACAUCCCCAUCAAGCUUUCCCCGAUGGCAAAAAGUGCGGGGCGUCGGCCUCCUUCUUCUGGUGCAUCAGUCAAACUCACCGGAACCUUCAUUUACACCGACGGGUCGCAAUACGAAGGCGAAUUCGCCGGCGACCCCGUCAUCGUCCCGCCCCCCGGCACACCCCUCACCACCGCCCCCUCCACACCCCCAUCUAGCAACGGGUUCAGCGGUUUCGGCCAACGCACCCGCAACGGACUGGGGACGUAUCGGUGUGAGAAGACCGGAGUGGUGUAUGAAGGUAUGUGGAGCGGGGAUGCGAUGGCGGGGAGGGGGCGGAUGAGUUAUCCUGAUGGCUCUGCAUACGAGGGAAACUGGCUCAACUCGAAAUACAACGGCGAAGGCACCUACACCUUCCUCGACGGGGCGAAAUAUUCGGGCGAGUGGACGGACGGGCGGAUGAAUGGCGCGGGGGUGUUUUUGGAUAAGAUGGGGAGGAGGUGGGUUGGGGUUAGUGUUAAUGGCGUGGGGGCGGAUUUCGCGCCUGAUAUUGUUUGAGAGAUGGGGGAUUCGGAGG